ACCGGUGCAGACGGACCAUGGCUAACGGUGUAGCCCGGCCAUGACCCGACCCUAUAGCGACGGGCUCUUCACCUGACCAGAUUUAGGGCAGCGGGUUGCCACGGAGACUGAGGUGCCCUGCUGGGUGUCACUGUGUAUCCCAUCGAAGGUCCCGUUUAGGCUGCACAACAAGCAGGCAGAGUGUGUAGGAGAGGAGGCGGUGGCAUGCGUACGGGCAGCAGCAGCAGCAGCAGCUGGAGGUGGCAGCUCUCCCGGGCCAUGAGACUGUCUCUGCGCUGGUUCCGGCGGUGCCGCCUGCAGAGAGGAGGCCGAGGCGGGGCGACCGAGCGGCGGAUCGGCGGCCGGCUCUUGGAGCUGUGGAGCUACAGCCGGCUGCUGCUCACGUCGCUGCACUUCAACAGCCUCACCAACGCGGACACUCUGCUGGACUGCGCCUUCGAACCCGUCUACUGGAUCGUGGACAAUGUGACCCGCUGGUUCGGAGUGGUGUUUGUCUGUCUCGUCACACUGCUGACCACCUCGGUUGUGGUCAUCGUCUACCUGUUCGUCCUGCCCACGAUUCUCAGCACCUACCCUUCGUACUGGGUCGCCUGGCACCUGAGCUGUGGCCACUGGCUUCUUACCAUGGUGGUCUUCCAUUACUACAAGGCCACCACCACCUCUCCGGGACACCCGCCCAAGGACAAAAUUCAUAUUCCCUCAGUGUCCAUCUGUAAGAAAUGCAUCACUCCAAAACCGCCCAGGACGCACCACUGCAGCAUCUGCAACGCCUGUGUUUUGAAGAUGGACCACCACUGUCCCUGGUUGAACAACUGCGUGGGCCACUUCAACCAGCGCUACUUCUUCUCCUUUUGCCUCUACAUGACGCUGGGCUGCUUCUACUGCAGCGUCAGCAGCAAAGCCCUGUUUCUGGAGGCCUACGGCGCGAUAGAGAGAUACUAUCAGACCCCGCCUCCAACCGACAUCUACAUCGAGACCACGGCUCAGAAGAGUAUCAUCUUCCUCUGGGUGUUGACCAGCACGGUGACGGUAGCUCUCGGAGGACUCACCCUUUGGCACAGCAUACUCAUCAGCAGAGCAGAGACCAGCGUGGAGCGUCACAUCAACCACAAAGAGACCAAAAGACUCCAGGAGAAGGGCAAGGUGUUCAAAAAUCCCUAUCAUCACGGUACAAUGAACAACUGGAAGUUACUGCUGGGUGUGGAAGAAAGGAGACACUGGGUCACGCGGGUCCUCUUGCCCUCCAGCCAUCUUCCCAACGAGGACGGCAUCAUGUGGGACUUUAGCUUCACCAGAACAGACCCCAUGGCCAUCUGAUCCGUUCCUCUGUAAACAACGUAGAGGCAUCGCGAGUCACAGCUCAGGACAAAGAAGAGAAGCUCCUGCUGCUACAACAUAACAAGGAAAAGGAAGCUUUGCAGUUUCACAAGUAGACGCGGGUCUUUUGCACUGUUUAAAAAGUGGGAACCACCUGGAAAUAAGCACUCGUGAUUCAUCUCGUCAGGGUCCGUCAUCAUUUCCCGGCCGUCGCUGGUCAACCGAAGGUCCAACCGUGGGCCUCGCCACCAUCCAGCAACUGCAGCGCUAAUUUAGAUCCAUAAAUGGUGCUGCUGGCCAGCAUAGUUGUAAAGACGACGGCGUUCUCCCACCCGUCCGUAAUGACGCAACAAAGACUUUCAGUACACGUGAGAUGGAAGACGGGAGGGAUGCGGUAGCACGGGAAGCAUCGGAGGGCUCCGGAGCCUGCGGUGACGGCACAUUAAGGGUGCUGCGCGUUUCAGUUCUCAAACGUUCGCGCGGCACGCCGUCAACCAGAAUGAAUCGUAGCCGCCAUCUCAUUUCAAUUGUUUCGUCAAUUAAUUAGUCUUUCAAAUAUGAGACGCAGGUCAAAUGUGUGAGUGUUUCUGCUUUCCAUUUGACUUCUCGGAGGCGGUCUCAUUUGUUUACACUGUUUUAAUGUGCCAGCAUUAAAAAAAAGUGACGGUUCGGGUCGUGUGACCUUUUGUUAAUGUGCUCACGGUUUAUGGAUGGCGACGUUCAAAAAUCUAGCACCAUUAAUGAGUUGCUCCGGGACUUCAUGCCAAGCUUUUACUUUCGGUUGUACAUGUUGUCCAUAUUAACUGUGUUUGUGUGUCUUGGGCCGAGGGUACAUCCAAAAGUGUUUCUUAAUGUCGGGCAAGUCGCGAUAAAUGAUUGAAAAUGUGCUUUUUUAAUUUGUCUUGCGAUUUUAAUAAGUCAUGUUUUAAGGUUUACAACCGAUAAAGAAAUUGCUGUGCCUUGUUUGAUCUUUAACAUAAGUUAAAGUGAAUCAGGCUGUGAAAUGGAACACCAGAUUUUUAAUCCCCUUUCAGACUUUCGACCGCAACGCGUUUAUCAUGAACUUACUGAUGGAUGGGUUGGAUCUGUAGUUGCCAUAGAAACGUUACACCGUUAUGUGUAACUAAUGGGAGCUGAGCUCCAGUUCGAUCUGUCUUUUUUAAAUAAAAAAAACCUGUUUGUUA
Molecule: messenger RNA, 2501 nt
Organism: Cyclopterus lumpus (lumpfish)
Lineage: Eukaryota; Metazoa; Chordata; Actinopteri; Perciformes; Cyclopteridae
Gene: zdhhc16b
Product: zinc finger DHHC-type palmitoyltransferase 16b
Exons: 11
Coding region: 205-1317 (370 amino acids)
Biological process (GO): protein palmitoylation
Cellular component (GO): Golgi apparatus
Molecular function (GO): palmitoyltransferase activity
Source: RefSeq, a predicted model, not a curated record